CGGCGCGCCGGCUGCGCUGGCCCGAGGCUAGCCGCGGGCGGACUCCGCCAGCUCCGGGCGCGCCGUACUUGUAGCCCUAUGGCCAAGGCGGUGGCCCCGCAAUGUUGGCGGGGCUGCCGGCCGCCGCCGGUGUUUCUGGCUGGCCUCUCUGGUAGCUACGCCGCCCGCCGUUCAUCAGGGCAACGCACGCGAGGGCGCCCCCAGCGCGGCCGGCGCGCCGGUCCCCAAGGAUGCCCGCAAGCGUGCGUGCCGGGACGGCGCAUUUUAUUCCAGGAGCGGCAGUGGGGUUGCGAGCUUUUCGCCCGUUCUUUUUGCGCACUUCACGCCUGAUGUGCUCUUCCUGUAUUGCCUUCUGCGCUGGCCCUGGCGCACAGGCCAUGUCGGUAAUGGCAGCCGCGGCCGGGUAGCCUUUAUUUUGUGUGCCGGCCGCGGCCACGUGAUCCGCCGUUCGUGACUGUUACUGGCCAGGCUUACGACCUUGCUCACGCACAUUAUUGCCAGCAUACACUGCUGUUGCGUUAGUGCGUUCCUGAGGCUGCGAUUACACGCCUUUUCCGAAACUACAGGCCGUGUUCGCCAGAGAGAAAACAAACAAGCAUGAGAUCCAAGAACGAGAGAGGACAAAGCGAACACCGGCCACCAAAACCGACGGGCCCAAACACUUCGUCCUCCCCCCACCGACAGAUCAACACAAAAAUGCCGUGGUGGGUGCAGCUACGCCCCGCGCAGCUGGUUCUCGUCUUCUUUUCUUCUGCUACAUGGGAUUGGGGGUUUCCCACUACACGAGCCCUCACUACUGCUAGGAAAUUUCUCCUCCACCGCACUACAUCUUCGACGAGCAAAAACACUUCCCCGUCCUGCGACCACCUUUCGGGGACGAAGCGGGCUAUUUGCGAAGAGGCCAGUCAGUCCUUCAGCCUCCAAUGCCAAGCUGCCUGCGAUCAGGACAUCGGCGCUGCAUUCGCGACCCCAAUCUCCGCGGUAAAUUGCCAUGACGAAUGCCUCCGAGCAUUGAAAGCGGCAUUGGACGACGCCGCGCCCUGGACGGAGGCGAAGAACGCGACAUUACACUACAUGGAAAACGCGUUGCAGCCACGGUAUGAGAAGCUAGAGGGGCAAUUUACCCUCAACCGCGAACAGGCGAAUUGGGACAAGAAAAUGCUGGCGAUUGAGGAGGACUCCGAGCUGUUUUGGAAACUCGUCUGCGCGGAUACCAGCAAGUGGAAGCCGUUGGUCUGUGGUGGGGGAAGAAAUCAAACGGUGGUGAACGGGACUGGAAACGCGACGGCGAUUGCAAAACCUGUGGCGAUGAAAGCUACAACCCGUGCUGCUGAUAAAGCAGGCUUUCUUGCACUGAAGUAGCAGGAGCGAACUGUAGUUUCAAGGCGGCCAUGAUGUCUCAUUUGGGCGAUCAAUCGAACAAAGUGUGAGGUCCAUAUUGUUUUUUCCCAGAAUAUUUCAGAAAACGUAAAUACUUCAUGCAUCGUUGGGUGAGUACAAACCUACAUGGAGAAACAGCAACUUACUGUCGUGCAC
Amoebophrya sp. A120 is the source of this 1536-nucleotide messenger RNA. The record is from the annotation of a GenBank genome assembly. NCBI's taxonomy places the organism in Eukaryota, Dinophyceae, Syndiniales, Amoebophryaceae.